CUCCACCACCGCAGGUGCAGACGAUGCUUCCCGAGCGCUCGCGGCAAAGAGGAUGCAGCUGCGCUCCCUCCCGUUCGCCGCGAGCGCCGUGGCCGGAAGGAGCUUCCUCGCCGCUAUUCCUCGGCCGGUGACGGAGAGAAGGACGCGCCUACGUUGCAACGCGGGCAACUCCUCGUCGUCGUCAUCGGAGGAGGAGGGCCGCGAGCUUAGCACGGCGAAAGAGGCGCUGCGGCGGCUGGCGGAGCUCGACGCCCAGCUGGAGGGGCUGAAGGAGCCCAAGAUGAGGCCGCCGCCGCCCCCUCCUCCCCCGGAUCCUUUCAUGGACCGCGAUAUGAUAAUACAGCGAGGACGCCCAAGUGAUGAGCUCCCAGAAAUGACCCCGGCCUACGUGACGUUCUCGACUCUGGCAAUUUUUAUCUUGACCAUCUUCACCAACGUGGUGUUCAACGUGUACAUCAAGCCUUCCGUGGACGGCGCCGAUCAGCCGGUACGAAUCCAGAGAGUGCCUCUGGCUGAUCCUAGCUUCCAGCAGCCCGGCAAUUCUAGUGAUAGCUCGUAGACGUAUAUGCAUGACACGAUAAUACAGUUUGAUACAGUGGCAAGGGCUGUGCUUUGCAAGUUAACUGAAGCCAUGUGCCUCAUCCCUCAUAUUUGCGGCAUUAUGUACUCCCUCCGUCCCUCGUAUUUAGACAAAUUUAAGACAAGAAUUUUAAGACGAAGGAAGUAUUUAAGACCCACAUGCUCUAAA
Messenger RNA from Triticum urartu, 748 nucleotides. The record is from RefSeq and is a predicted model, not a curated record. Lineage: Eukaryota; Viridiplantae; Streptophyta; Magnoliopsida; Poales; Poaceae.